UUAUUCGAAACAACCAUUUCCAUGAUAUUAAACGACUGGUACCAGGUGCUGACGUCAGAGGUAUUAUGCUAGAUGACCAAUUUUCCAGUGCUAUUAUCGAAAAUAAUGUUUUUCAUGACAAUGAUGUGCAUGUCAACAUUGGGGGAGGAAGGAACAAUAUUAUUCGACAGAAUAUUUUCUUCAAUACAUCUAAGUAUUCAAUGCAGAUAGAUGCUAGAGGUCACAAUGGAGGUGGAAACACUUAUGUGUUAAUAGGAAAUUUAAACAUAUUACCAUAUCAAAACGAUCUGUGGAGUCAUCGGUACCCAAAACUCGCUUCAAUUAUGUCUGACAACAAGCCAGGGGACCCAGAAGGGAAUCAAAUAACAGAUAAUAUUUUCCACUCCAUUAAUAAACCUCAUUUCCAUGGACAGCAUAUAGUAUCUGAUGAAAGCAGCUUCUACGCUCCAUUAUACGGAAAUUUUAAACCUAUAUGUCUCCUGAAAGAUUUUGCUGCAGAAACUAGUUUUCCUAGCCCAAUAUUGCCAAAAGAUGUUGGGCCCAGAUACCAAAUAGGGCCUGCAAUAACAAAUUUAGUAAAACCAGCAUUGGGAUAUUUAUCAGGUAUUCCGCCUACACACGGGACAUGUAGAUUAAAAUCCCUGGCUAAGCCACCGGUAUCUAUUUACCUGCCAGACGGAUCUAAACCAAAUGUGUUAUAUAAUGUUUCUAAAACAGGUUGCUGGUUUUCUUUUGAUAAAUGUCCUAAUCAUCCUGCAUAUGAGAAGGCUAAAAGACCUAUAUCCACGCCUUUUUAUCGUGACAUGAUUGCAGAAAUGAAAGAUAACUCAGGAACAGAUGAAACAAUCUGUUUAAACAAAGUGACUGAAAUGAUAUCAAAAUGUGGCAACGGUUCAUCUUUUGCAAUAAUUUUUGGACCAACAGGUGCAAUGACACUUGGCGGUAAUGGAUGUUAUUUUGCAACGUAUGGAUGUCCAAGGGUAAAAUCGAUGGCCUCUGGUUUCAUUAGAGAUGCAUGGGCAGAACAACAUGUUAACGGUGCUCAUGACGAAUCAGCAUGUUUAUCCAGGGCAUUACCACAGUGGAGAUAUUGUGGAAAUGAUCCUGCAUUCCCACUAGCUAGUAUAUAUAAACCUACAGGUCAAAUAAAAGUAGCAGGAGCUGGAUGUUGGAUCAAAACACAGAAAUGUCCAACCGACAAUUCAUUACAGCACAUGUUUUAUGAUAGUUUCGGAGCUACUUAUCUUCGGACAGAUGACGACAUAGAAAGUUGUUUUUCCCGAGCAGAAUAUUUCUGGAGAAAAUGUGGUAGUCAUCCUGAAUAUAAAGUUACAGCAUACUUUAGACCAGCAGGAAAAUCACUAAGUUUUCCAUGA
This is a messenger RNA of Mytilus trossulus (common blue mussel), 1376 nucleotides long. RefSeq lists its product as uncharacterized. The record is from RefSeq and is a predicted model, not a curated record. The transcript has 10 exons. Lineage: Eukaryota; Metazoa; Mollusca; Bivalvia; Mytilida; Mytilidae. The coding region runs from base 66 to 1376 and encodes 436 amino acids.